UUUCAGGACUCGGUGCCAUUUACAAAUUACGUUGGAGGUUCCGAGUUCUUCGACUUCCCCCCAGGCGAGGGUCUGCCACCAGCAUCGAGCAACUUUGUCUUCUGGCCCGGAAACAAUCCAGAGUUUGUUGACGAAGAAGAUGAAAACAGCAUUGACAAUCUGGCACCCCACCUGUCUGAGUGCGACCCUCUAGACAAUCCUUGUGAGCAGAUUUGCUACCUGAUUGGGAUUGACACAAAGAUCUGUGACUGCCAUCCUGGCUAUGCCUUGCUUCCUGAUGCAGAAAGUUGCAGAGAUUUGGACGAAUGUCUUCUGGGUUUGUGUGGAGAACAUGGUUUGUGUGUGAACACACCGGGGUCCUUUGUGUGUACGUGUAACACGGGGUUUGUGCCUGAUACUGGAGGCUUUUGUAACGACCUCGAUGAAUGUCAAGACACCGAAAUUUGUGCCGGAGAUUCAGUUUGUGAGAAUCUACCAGGGAGCUUUGUUUGUCUCUGUCCUGAAGGCUUCACGUAUGAGGACACAGGCUGUGUUGAUGUGGAUGAAUGCCGUCAAGGGUUAUGUGAUGAGACUGCACUGUGUGAGAACUUCCCCGGAAGCUAUACGUGCAAGUGCCUGGAUGGAUUUGUCAAAGUUAACAACUCUUGUUUCGACAUAGACGAAUGUCUCAGCAAGCCUUGCAAUGGAAGUCUGAUGUGUACCAACUCCAUGGGCUCGUUCACCUGUGCUUGUCCUGCUGGCCAUCGCAGGGUUGGAGAUGAGUGCUAUGAUAUCAAUGAGUGUGAAGAUGGUGUGGAUCAGUGCGAUGAAAAUUCUCAUUGUGGUAACAUCAAAGGUUCAUACUUUUGUCAGUGCAAUUCUGGAUACAGUGGGAAUGGAUACGUGUGUUUUGAUAUAAAUGAAUGUGGCGAAAAGAACGGGGGCUGCGAGCACAAAUGCAUCAACCUGCCUGGAUCCUAUGCCUGCACUUGCCAGGACGGAUUUACUCGAGAUGCUGAUAAUAUCACCUGCACAGAUAUUGAUGAAUGCGCUGUUGACAACGGCUCUUGCAAUCAAGUCUGCAAAAACACCCCGGGCAGUUAUAUCUGCGAGUGCUCAGCAGGGUACGGCCUCCAUAUUGAUGGGAACUCAUGCGUUGAUAUUGAUGAGUGUGUCUCUGGCAAUGCCCAGUGUGAGCAGAUGUGUGUCAAUACGGUUGGCUCAUACAGUUGUGGGUGCACAGAAGGUUUUGUGAUAGGGAGAGAUGGAUUAACCUGUGAAGUCAUUACCAGAUGUGACCAGGGCAAUGGAGGCUGCGAUCAACGAUGUCUGACUAGAGAGAGUGGAGAGCUUUACUGUCAGUGCGGCCCGGGCUACACUCUCAACAGGGAUGGGAAAACUUGUGAUGCUACCUGCAAUCCAGCAUGCCAGAAUAAUGGUCGCUGCAUCGCUCCCAACAAAUGUCUGUGUCCUGCUGGGUACCCUGGUGACACAUGUAGUCCUACGUGUUGGCCUCGGUGCGCUCAUGGGGGUGUUUGUCUGAGGCACAACACAUGUAUCUGUCCCCGAGGCUGGGCAGGCAGAUAUUGUACCAUACCUGUCUGCAAACCAAGGUGCCGAAAUGGAGGUCGAUGUGUUGGUCCUAACGUCUGCCAAUGUUUAGAGGGCUUUGAUGGACCUGGCUGUAACACACCCACCUGCAGCCCUCCUUGUUUAAAUGGAGGCUUAUGCGUGCGUCCAGAUGUCUGCCAGUGUCUCCCUUCAUACAGCGGCCCUCGAUGUCACAGGAGAAAGAGAGUUGCCCCAGUGUGUGAACCACCGUGCUCCAAUGGAGGCAAAUGUGUCGGAAUCAACAAAUGUGAUUGCAAGCCAGGAUAUUCUGGAGCUCUCUGUCAAAAUGCCCCAAAUGCAGACUGUAGACCUCCGUGCAUCAAUGGAGGGACAUGUGUCAUUGGAAAUCGCUGCCAAUGUCCUCUGGGCACUCGAGGAUUUCGAUGCCAGAUCAGCUCAUGCCCAUUGGUCACAUUCAGCCAGUCGAUACGUCGUCCUGUAAGGAGGGCAGUCAAAGAGAAGGUCACUGUCCCAUGUGGUCGGUUUGGCUGGCAGCAAUGUACAGAGUUCAGAUUUGUCCAGAAACUAGUGUAUGAAACAAGCUACAAGGUGGGCUACCGCAGAAAGUGCCCAGGCUCUUAGAUGUCCGCUAAUAUUUCCUGACUUUGGACAUGAACGAUUUAUUGACUGAUGAGCAGGAGAUGGAGAGGAGUGGAGGGUACAAGUACAACUGAGUCCUCUUGUGUCUCAUACAUACUCAUAACGAACUCGGACUGGAUUAAUUCUUGUUCAUGAAAAUCAUUUUGACUCGGUCCUUUUUAUUUUCCUAAAUUUAAGCCUCAUUAACUGAAGUUUACAUGAUAUAAAUACAUGGUACAGAUUCCACUAUCUGUGAACACUGUAUUGGCCCACCGUUUUUUUUGUAUGGGAGAGAGAAAACACAUCAGGUUACAUAGAGCAAGGAGACAUUCUUCAUGAAAUUAUUGACGAUUUGGGAAAUGUAUUAUUUCAAGCUGUUAUAUUGAACCAAAAGAUUUCAUCCGUGCAACUUAUCAACAACCACUUAAGUACUAAUGGACUGUAGUGUAGUCAUGGCAAAACUAGGGAUAUUUUUUUGUUUCACAAGUGGCCCACAAUGUUCUGGCUUCUGUCAAGCUGCAACGACCAUUAGAAUUAAGCUUGUUCGAACACAAUCAAGACAACUAUGUCUUCUUAAGUCUAUUUGCUUUUCGAAUUUUCAUUUUUGUAUUCGCUUUAAUGUCCUUUUCUUACUAUGUAUGUGUACAUAAAUUGUAACUUUAUAUUAAUUUGAAAAUGUACAGUGGAGUCCAAAUAAACCAAACACUGUUACUCCGAAAUCAGUGCUGAACCGACAGAAAAUAAAAUACCCCACUUUUUUCUUCCUUGUCGCUGUAAGGAAAUUACCAAUUAGCUGAAUUAGCUGAAAUACUCCCAUUUGUAAACUGCAAAGAAUUUCAAAGUUUAUGUUGCUAAAUCUUCACUAGCAAUUCACGAGUAAUGCUCAUCAUCAAGUCUUACAUAUAUUUCAAGCCUGCAAAAGAGAAGAAAAAGACGUGAGAAUAAAUGAGUGUUGAUUGUUGGUCAGAGAGGCAUCGUCAGUAUAGUUUGCCAUUGUUUAUCACAUACAUCAGUAGGCCUACACUCUGUGUAUAGGCCUAGUAAUGCAAGAAUAGUGAAUGUACAUCGUGUGACCUUCAGUUGCUGAUGGCCUAUUUUCUCUUCGAAACUAGUGCACAUAGGCCCUAUACGUCAGCACAUGAUGGCAUGUGGUGUGUUUCAUAACCUUACUAGCAUUAAGCUUUCAAUCUCACUUCUUUGUCUAUUCUUUUGUCUGUUCUGUGUGACUGUUUGGCAGAGCAAACUGACAUUGUCAAAGAGAAAGCGUAAUACGUACAGCCUGAACCUGAAAUUGCACUUACGGGGAGAGGUAAAUCUAGAAGAGAAAAAAAAAUUCGAAAAGUGAAAUUUCCUGCAAAGUUAGCAUUCCCUGCUCUACACAGUACACUGUACAACAAUCAUCGCUAUUUGAGCAAGCUGUCUAAACUGAAAAACCCAGCUAAACUGAAGAGAAUUUGGCUCUUCAGCAGAUUUCGGCUUAAGUGGAUUCCACUGUAUGUUCUAGUGUGCAUGGAUGGUAAUUAAAGACAUUAUAUCACUUUGCACACUGAACUCAUUUUUUUUUUUCUCCUUUGAGUUUCUCACAAAGGCUGCAGGAACCACACUGUACAAUAGUUCAUCAAGUUGACCUGCUGUGAUUUUUGUUUCCUUUGGUUUGGGCAGAUAGUUUUUAAAUGAUAGCUUGGGAUGAGAGGUCUUCCACAAUUAGAAGUCAAAACAAUGUCGUUAGUGAAACAGCAAUACUUUAAUCUGCUUUUCUGAUAAUACAUUACAGCACAGUAGUUAUCUCUGCUGUACAAUAGAAACUGUCUAUUUUGUUUUCUAUUCAGCUGCAUGCCUAUGUUAUAUAAUCAUGGAGAUCAUCAAUGAAAUGCUGGGAAAAUAUAGCUUACCUUUUGUGCAUAUGUCAGCAUUUUAUUGUGCUUAAAAAGUGAGGGAGGCAAAAGUUUGCAUUGUGAUGCAAUUUAUCUUAAAAAACCCAAAGGCUAGAUUACCAAAAUUUGCAUGACAUGUAAUCUGGUUGUGGUACAUGAUCUAAUGACAUAUGUACCUUUUGUUCUUUAUGCAUUUUUGUGAAAAUUUCAUUCUGGUUCAUGUGUUAUGACCUUAAGUAUGAUUUUAUUUUCAUACUAUCAAAAUGCCAGCACUCAAGAGGUUGAGCUUGGAAUAAAAGUGCAGUAUCGAGUGCAUUAAUGUGUUAAUUAUGACAAUGGUAUAAUUUGGUGAACUGGUGAGCUUUUAUUUUCAUGUGAGUUACAGUUACCAGAAUUUCUGAAGAGGCUUAUGAAAAGCCUGCCUGUGUAGGUUAUUCCAUGGUUGUCCAGUGGUCUUGUCAUGUCAGUCUCCUACAUCUCAUUAACAUCUUUCACUCAAAUACUUUUUGUGGUAAAGUUAAGAACAAAGUUGCCAUUCCUCAGGAAACAUAUAUUCACUCGUGUUUCUUUCAUACAGAUGUUCAUAUUUUUGGUCACAAUAAAGAAAAUUAUAUUCUAUG
This is a messenger RNA of Aplysia californica (California sea hare), 4663 nucleotides long. Its product is annotated as latent-transforming growth factor beta-binding protein 4. Lineage: Eukaryota; Metazoa; Mollusca; Gastropoda; Aplysiida; Aplysiidae. Gene Ontology annotation, molecular function: calcium ion binding. The record is from RefSeq and is a predicted model, not a curated record.